This is a messenger RNA of Penicillium oxalicum, 975 nucleotides long. Its product is annotated as putative iron-regulated transporter. Gene Ontology annotation, biological process: iron ion transmembrane transport. Bases 1 to 975 code for a protein of 324 amino acids. The record is from RefSeq and is a predicted model, not a curated record. Gene Ontology annotation, molecular function: iron ion transmembrane transporter activity. The transcript is spliced from 3 exons. Gene Ontology annotation, cellular component: membrane. Lineage: Eukaryota; Fungi; Ascomycota; Eurotiomycetes; Eurotiales; Aspergillaceae.
AUGAACGCCCAGAUGCGACGCAUCGACUUGGUCUGCAAGCUAGUUGGACCUUUGUUCAUUGCCCUUCUCGACGGGAUAUCCACACGAACAGCCAUCAUUGUAAAUUUUGGAAUGAACGUUUGUUCCGUGGUCAUUGAAUACUACUCGAUUGCCAAGGUGUACUAUGAAGUGGCAGAACUCCAAGAGCCAAAGAAGAGCGCUGCACCUCUUCACAGGGAGCCUGCGCGGCUAGGCUUCCCUGCGCGUGCGUGGAAUGCGAUACGCCAGAGCGUCAGACACUCACUCAAGGAUUUUGCCCUCUAUUUCAAACAUCAACUUUUCCUUCCGUCUUUGGCCAGCGCUUUACUUUACCUGACAGUGCUCUCGUUUUCUGGACAGAUGGUCACUUGGCUCCUGUCCACAGGGUUCAGUUCGACACAAGUCGCUGUUGCCAGAACAAUAGCCGUAGCUUUUGAAGUGUUAGCCACAUGGCUUGCCCCGUCUCUCAUGGGUAAAAUUGGCCCCAUUCGCGCGGCUUUAUGGCUAGUAAGCUGGCAGAUAUCGUGUUUAGUCGGUGGCUUUGCCGUUUUUUGGAUUUUCGUCAGCCGGCCUUUUGUCUCGGCGUCUGGGCUGGUCGGCGGCACGAUUCUUAGCCGACUGGGUCUUCGGGGAUUCGAUCUCUGUGCACAGAUCCUGGUUCAAGAGGGAAUCGAAGCUGAUGCUCGAGGCUCUUUUUCUUCCACUGAGGCGGCAUGGCAGAAUUUCUUCGAGAUCUGUUCCUACGUCUCCACAAUUAUCUUCGCUCGUCCUGAUCAAUUCGAGUGGCCUGCUUUGAUCAGCAUCGUUGCCGUCACUGUCGCUGGAAUGCUGUACGCGCUAUAUGUGCGUCUUCAGCGUGGACACUUGUUGCAUUUGCCUGGUUGCUUGACCCAUGAGCGUUUCAAUCGAUCGGGACAAGCUGCUUUUAACAGAAUCUCCUCUUUUUCAGAUUUCUGA